ACCUAAUAAUACAUUUUUUUGUUUGAAUUUCCUCACAUGGCUACCUCCUCUUCCACUCCCAUCUUAGGCCUUCUCCUCAACCAGAAAAAAACCUACAAUCACAAGAAAUUCAAUGAUGAAAGCCAAUUCUCCUUCCCCCACAGAAGUAAUUUCCACAAAUUCUCCAUAACAACCCCAUCAAACAAAGAUCUACUUGGCCGGAGAGCCACCCCGGAGGUUGCUGGCGAUGUUAUCUCUUCUUUGUCCAUCCCCGGGAUACCUUCAUGGUUCCCCACGGACAAUCCAUGGGUUGUUAGUGUUGCUGGAUUGCUAGUAGGGGGUCCGUUUUUGAUCCAAAGGCUAGUAGCAUUUACAAAGCAGCUUGACAUGGCGGCACAGACGGUGGAAAAUAUCGCAGACGCGGUGGAGAAGGUGGCGGAGAGGGUGGAGCACGCGGCAGAGGAGCUCGAGGAAUCACUACCGGAGGGCCGUCUCAAGGAAGUUGUUCACUUCGUGGAACAUCUGGCUGAGGAGACAGCUGAAGAGGCUGAUAAAAUUGGAGAUUUGAUGGACAAGGUGGAAGAAAUUGAUGACAAGCUGGAGGAGUUUCUGGACAAGCAAUUCAAACGCACCGAUAAAGCAUGAAUCUUUAAUUACUGCAACAAUUUAAUCUAUGGUUUGUAUUGACAUCGAAUAUUACUAUUUAUUCAAUUAAUGUUGAAAAAGUUUAACACA
This is a messenger RNA of Salvia hispanica, 714 nucleotides long. RefSeq lists its product as uncharacterized. The record is from RefSeq and is a predicted model, not a curated record. Lineage: Eukaryota; Viridiplantae; Streptophyta; Magnoliopsida; Lamiales; Lamiaceae.